GUGAGUGUUUGCAGCGAGGAAGAGUCUUACAGGGAGGGGCAAAGGGUCCUUUCACUUGUCAAAUUCACACAUUCUACAACCACACAGCUGUUUAAAUGAUGACAAGCUGACCCAGCCUAAAGACGUCCAUAUUUCUUGGCUGGUAUCAUCAUACUUUCUGAAUCCUACUUCUCUUACAGGGCUUCUGGAGUUUGACUUUUUCACUGACGGGCUCUCACGUGUUCGGCUUUUACAAAAGUUCUCUUCUGUCCAUUUGAAAGAGCCUGCUUCAACUAAUUACAGGCCUUCUUAGAGUUUCUCCACUGACCCAACAUGGACAGUGUGGAUUUGGACAAGAUGCAGAUCGGAGAAAACAAAUUUGUAAGCAAGAGGACUAUUCUCUCACACCUUAAAACGUACAACAGUUACUAUGAAGGACAAGCUCUCCAGCUGAGACACAGAGAGGAGGAAGGAGAGUUAAUCAUUGAGGGUUUGCUCAAUGUGUUUUGGGGCGUGCGGCGGCAGAUCAAACUGCAAUUGCAAGACGAGAAGGAGCCAGGCAGGCCACACCCAUCACUAACAUCACCGAGUGCAGAAAAGGACAUCAGCACAGACAAAAAUCAUGAAACAAACCAGGCCUCCAUUGCAGCAGACAACCAAUCAAAAGACAGCUUGGUUGAAGAGAAAGAAGAGGCCAACACACCCUCACAGCGAAAUCAUGACGGACAGCAGGAAGUGUCACACUCUGAUCAUCUCCUCAGGAUAAGAAGUGAUGUCGGUGGGAGAAGAAUUGGAGGUCGGAGACUUGGAAUCAGGAGAGUCAACAGACACAGAUGCUCCUUCAACGGCCACUUCUACAACCACAAGACUGCCAUUUUUACCCCAGUGUUUGGUUCUGUGACCAAUGUUCGUGUCAACAGUUGUAUGACAACAGCACAGGUGUUGCGGGUGUUACUCAACAAGUUCAAGAUUGAGAACAGCCCAGACGAAUUUACCCUGUAUCUUGUUCACACUAGUGGAGAGAGACAUCAGCUAAAAUCGAAUGACCAUCCACUGGCAGUCAGAAUUUUGCAAGGCCCUUGUGAACAGGUCAGCAAAAUCUUCCUAAUGGAGACAGACCAGGUGGAAGAGGUUACCUAUGAUGUGGCACAAUACAUCAAGUUUGAGCUUCCUGUACUACAAAGCUUCAUCGCCAAACUGCAAGAGGAAGAGGAAAGAGAGAUACUGAAACUAAAGAGAAGGUACACUGAUAUGCAGCAAAUAAUCAAGAGAUACAUGCAGUCUUUAGCUGAUAAGACUACUUGAGUUGAUAAAGAUGAUACUUUCCAUGCACUUUUUUUCUCCAAGCACGUGUCACUCAUAUAUGAAGACCAUCUUUGAAGCACCAACAGCAACAAAAUGGUUCUCUCUCAGGAAUUAUUUUGUAUUGUACCAUGUUUUCAGUUUUCUUAGUAAUGCAAUAUCCAAAGAUCCCAUGGCUUUCUCUAGAUAAGCUUCACUGGAUAAAAUUCAGAAAUUAGGAAACAAUGAAUUGAGUCAAACUAAGAGCCUCCGUAAGUGUGAUAAUUUUUUAUUUAAAUUGUAUUUAUUUAUUAAAAUUUUUUCCUAAAAGCAAAGAAGCUGCUACAAACCUGAUUGAAUAUAGAGCUCAAAUUAUGAAGAUAAAUACUUUGUAAUGAAAUUUAUUUGUAUUAUUUUAUU
Myxocyprinus asiaticus (Chinese sucker) is the source of this 1680-nucleotide messenger RNA. Its product is annotated as ras association domain-containing protein 2-like. Gene Ontology annotation, biological process: signal transduction; positive regulation of JNK cascade; regulation of non-canonical NF-kappaB signal transduction. The record is from RefSeq and is a predicted model, not a curated record. Lineage: Eukaryota; Metazoa; Chordata; Actinopteri; Cypriniformes; Catostomidae. The coding region runs from base 313 to 1284 and encodes 323 amino acids. Gene Ontology annotation, cellular component: cytoplasm; nucleus. The transcript is spliced from 10 exons.